Dipodomys ordii (Ord's kangaroo rat) is the source of this 534-nucleotide messenger RNA. RefSeq names its product Tctex1 domain containing 1 (gene Dynlt5). Gene Ontology annotation, cellular component: cytoplasm; cytoplasmic dynein complex. Gene Ontology annotation, molecular function: dynein intermediate chain binding. Bases 1 to 534 code for a protein of 177 amino acids. The transcript is spliced from 4 exons. The record is from RefSeq and is a predicted model, not a curated record. NCBI's taxonomy places the organism in Eukaryota, Metazoa, Chordata, Mammalia, Rodentia, Heteromyidae. Gene Ontology annotation, biological process: microtubule-based movement.
AUGAUGUCUGACCCUAUGAAAGACACAGCUGCUCGCUCCCUGAAGAAAAGCGGGAGCCUGUCCUCUCUAAGAAGACAUGAAUUUCAGAGGAAGAGCAUACAUGGACAAACCAAAGACUCUGUGAGUCUGUCUUAUAUGGAUGAACCGAGCCAGCGUGAAGAGGUCUCUCGCCUUACAGUUCAGAUGGAAAACACCUACCAGUUAGGUCCUACCAAACAUUUUCCUGUGGUCACUGUCAAUCAUAUUUUGAAAGAUGUGCUGACUAACUAUCUACAAGAAGAAGACUAUGAACCAGAGCUCUGCAAACAGAUGACUAAAACUAUUGCUGAGGUUAUUAAAGCCCGAGUCAAGGAAUUAAUGAUUCCACGGUAUAAGCUAGUUGUGAUUAUUCACAUUGGACAACUGAACGGUCAGAGCUUACUUAUUGGAAACAGAUGUCUCUGGGAUCCUAAAAGUGAUACUGUUUCAUCCUAUGUUUUCAGAAAUGCUUCUCUCUUUGCUCUUGCAAAUGUGUAUGCAGUUUAUCUUGAGUGA